UCAACAGAAAAUAAUCGCAUUCGCCAGCUCACGGCUGUCAUUUUUCUGCAGUCAGGUGAGUGAUUGUAUAAAUACCAUAUAAAUUCCCCACUUUAGAAACUCUAGGAAGACUUGAGUGCAAGCUUUGGGCGUAGUGGUUUUUGGGAUCAUUUGGGUGGACAAGCGUUAGUUUUGGUUGGGAUGGUAUUCAAGGCAACUGUUAACCAAUCAUAAGAAUCGCUUUUCCACCUGAACAAUCCCAAAAAUCGUUGCGCCGAAAGCUUUGAACCAUUCCCCUAGUAUAGUUUUUGGAGUGGGGAAUAGUAAUGUCUUACAUACCUGCAGCUACAGUAAGAUGAAAAUAACUUAAAGUUUCGUUUGGUAAACACUGCAAUUGUUGGAACGCGUUUAAACUAAUUUUAGUCCUACAGAAGAUCAUACGGGGAAAUGUCGGCUAUUUAACGUAAAAAAUUAAGGCGGGCAUGGCUUGAAUUAUAUCGGCAAUGAUCACCUCUAGAGAAAUGAAAAGUAUGCCUUCAAUAUGAACUAAGAUAAAUGAUCGUUUGUCUAACGACACUUAAAAACUGUAAAGUUCCUUCUGCCAUGUUUCAUUCUGUGAAAAAAUCUUUAAGGAAAUUUUGUCACGCCCCCAUUUCAAGCUUUACACUUUUUUUGAUUUGGCUCAUAUCUCAGUUUUGAUUCUCUUAUUCCCUUAACGGCUUUUUCCUGCUCUUCUCACGGUCUGACUUCAAAAAGGGGGCCAAUUUAUAUCUUACUGCACCCUUCUGCUUAGGUUAGUGCCGCCCGUUUUUUUUUACAAGACGUUCCCUCACAAGGGUUAUUGAAAUUUGUAAUGAUAACCUUUUUUCUUCGUUGAAGUGUUACGAGGAUGCUUAGCCCGAAGAAGAGUCCAGAGAAUUCGAGAAAAAGGUUACGGACAAGAAACAGCCACCAUGUUUUUUCUACUCCAGGUUAGGAAAAAUAUAGCAGCUAUUUUC
Messenger RNA from Porites lobata, 977 nucleotides. The record is from the annotation of a GenBank genome assembly. NCBI's taxonomy places the organism in Eukaryota, Metazoa, Cnidaria, Anthozoa, Scleractinia, Poritidae.